Molecule: messenger RNA, 2013 nt
Organism: Exophiala spinifera
Lineage: Eukaryota; Fungi; Ascomycota; Eurotiomycetes; Chaetothyriales; Herpotrichiellaceae
Exons: 4
Coding region: 1-2013 (670 amino acids)
Biological process (GO): DNA-templated transcription
Molecular function (GO): DNA binding; zinc ion binding
Source: RefSeq, a predicted model, not a curated record
AUGGGUUCUGCCGAGACUCGUCGGAUCAAACAGUCUACAAGCUCAGCUUGGGUGUCUCCUGAACGAGUCAAUCAUACCAAUGAUCGGAUUGACAAUGUCGAGUCGCGGCUCAACCAAAUGGAACUGCGCAUGGAUCAGUUCAUAAAAGGGAUGUCUUCGAAGGAUACAUCAACAGCUGCAUAUCAACACCACGAACCCCCACAGGUGUCUCUGCCGGAAGAAUAUCAUCCGGACCAGUAUAUACUAGAUUUCGAUCACAUCAACCUAGACCAAGUCAACCAACUACUGUCCCAACAGCAAUCGAGCCUACCUCCAUCUUCCGAGCAGAUCAUCUCAUCAGACUAUGAUCUGGCCGCAGACGAGCCAGUACCCAUCGUGGACAGCUCGUAUCCAAGCCUCCCUCCGUUGACAACGAUCCAGCCCGCAAUCGAGGUCUAUUUUGCCCACCAGAACUCGCUCAUCCCACUGUUCUCGCAAUCAACCUUUCUCCGCAUGUUGCAAGACUACUACUCAUUCAACUCUCGAUACCCCCGAACAGCGUGGGCAGCGAUCAACGUUGUCCUGGCUUUGGCAGCCCGUCUUCCAGCAUCACCCUCCAACGACCUCGACUUGGGUCCUGGUGAUAGUCAGGUUGCAAAGAACGUCAACAACGCCCUGUCUGUCCUUGCCGAGCUCGUCACUGGUGAGGUUGAGCUGUUGGGCCUGCAGGUCAUCAUAGGUCUCGUCAUCAUCUUCAACGCGCUCAAAGACUCCCGCCCAGCGGUAGUGUUGAUAGGCAUGGCCGUGCGGCUUGCCCACCGCCUCCGUCUCCACAUUCGAGAAGGACAAGACUCUCUGUCUGUGGACGAGAUGCUCCAACGCAGCCGCGUGUUUUGGAUUACCUAUAUCUUUGACAAGGACAUCUGUCUGCGACACCAUACUCCUUCGGUGCAGGCCGAUGGCGCCAUCGACGUAGAUCUGCCAUCAGAGCAUCCACCUGACGAUGUUGGAAUCGUCCAUACAACUGAUGGCCGAACCAGUGUCAAUUUUUUCCGGCUUCGAGUAAGGCUGGCUUAUAUCCAAGGCCGAGUGUACGACCUGCUCUUUGCCACGCAAGCCACCAAGAUCACUCCACAGGAACGUCGAGCCCGGAUCGCGUUCCUUCACAACCAGCUAGAGCAGUGGAGGCGGACCGUCCCACCCGAAUUGCAAGCAAACGUCGUUGUCAAUCAUGUCAAUCGAGCAGCUCUUCUUUGGCUGUGCAUGAUGCAUUUCUCAUACCUCGGAUGUCUAGUGAUGAUUCACGGGAUCUGGAGCUUUGAUGCGGAGUGGCGCAGCCGCCUAACCACCAGGCAUGACAAUAUUGAUGUUAGCAUUGCCGCGAAUGGGCAGAACUCCAACUUGACGACACCAACACCGCCACCACUACCCAGAGGCUGGCGAAACUGCGUGUUGAUGAGCAGAAAUUGUAUGGUAAUGAUCUCCAAAAUGUCUCUUAGCGACUGCAGUGUAUGGGCAAACGGAUGCGCUUACUUUUCAGCUCUGUUAAUUCUCGAAGCCAACGUCUUUGAAUCUCCACUGGACGAGAAUGUGGACUCAGAUCUGCAACUUACGGGCUCUGCCGUGGGUAUUCUCAACAGAAUGAGCGAGGCUUCGACUCUCAUGGCAAUGAAACGCAUGAAUGUGGUGGCUUCAGAGCUUGAUCGUCGCGCGCGACAGGUCGUGCAUGAGGCGCGACAAAACGCGAGAGCCCCAAGGGUACGGUCAGAUCCCAGGUAUCAAACUCCUAAGAUGCCUCUCUCGAGCCAGACCUCUCCCGCCCAGCUGCAGUGGGACUGGGCAAACAGUGGAGUGGAAGCCUGGCCCGGUAUGGACUUUUCUCUGAAAGAAAAUACCAUUUCACUUCCCAGUAUCGACAUGUUCGACAUUGCACUGGGACUGGGCCCGUUUGGGGAAUGGAAUAACGUGCAGAUGGAUAAUCUGUUUGACACUGACCACUUUGCUGAGCUUACUGCUCUUCUUGAACCGAUGUGA